Molecule: messenger RNA, 1137 nt
Organism: Rotaria sordida
Lineage: Eukaryota; Metazoa; Rotifera; Eurotatoria; Philodinida; Philodinidae
Source: the annotation of a GenBank genome assembly
AUGUUUCCUAAUUUACAAUAUUUAAAUUUUGGUCGAUCUUCAAUUUGGGAUGAACGAUUAUACUUUUUUUUGACACGUCCAACUGUUAUUUCUACAAAUUUAUUAGAAUUACAUGUCUCCUUGAGAACUUUUUAUGAUUGUCUUUAUUUACUUGAUGGACAUUUCAAUCAACUUCAUACACUUUAUGUUGAUCUCGAUCUCAUUGGCGAUUUGAAUAGAGAAGUUAACAACAUAAAAAAACUACCUAGUUUAAAAUGCUUUUGGUUACACUGUAAAAUGAUAACAUUUGUUUAUGAUGAAUUUGUUUUACCACUUUUACAGCGAAUGUCAAAUUUAGAAAAACUUGAUUUGUGUAUUAAUGUUGGUAGAAGAAAAAGAUUUUUUGAUGAUAAUGAUUUGAAGAUGAAUAUUAUUAAUUAUAUGCCACAAUUAAACAAAUUUACAUUUAAUAUUUGUUCAUUAAGUAGUUUUUAUAAUGAAAUUAAUUUACCAUCAAAUGAACAUAUUCAAAAGACAUUUAGUAACUUUAAUAAUAAACAAAUUAUUUAUUGGACUGAUUAUUUUCCAAAAGAAAAAUAUGGUUAUUGUCAUAUUUAUUCAUAUCCAUAUCAACUGAAAUAUUACAAUAAGAUAACAAAUAAUUUUCCAGGUGGAAUAUUUAAAUAUGUUCGUCAAGUGUCAUUACAUGAUGAACGUCCUUUUGAACAUGAAUUUUUCCUUCGAAUUGCUGAAUCAUUUCCAUUCAUGGAAGAAUUAAUUAUACGUAAUCAUGAACAACAAAUUAAUAAACAAUUUAGAAAAUCAAAGAAUGGAAAUCAAGAUUUAUCAAUUAUUAAAUAUCCUUAUCUUAAACAACUUAAUCUUAUUGAUACGUGCAUAGAUUAUUAUGAACAAUUCUUAUUUGAUACUAAAAUGGAUUUAGCAUUUGGUGUUCGUGUUGGUAUGAUAUAUGGAUUAGUGAAAGAAGUGACACACAAUUUCACAAGAAAUAGAACAAGAAAUAAUUGUGCAAAAAUUAAUUAUGUAAAUUUACGUACAGAAAUACAAUAUGGUGGAUAUCCUGACAAGUUUUCUGGUGAACAACAACAAAUUCCUGAAUAUAUAAAAGACUAUUUUCCUCAUACACAAAUAGAUUGA